Molecule: messenger RNA, 2311 nt
Organism: Physella acuta
Lineage: Eukaryota; Metazoa; Mollusca; Gastropoda; Physidae
Biological process (GO): positive regulation of protein ubiquitination; negative regulation of apoptotic process; regulation of cell cycle
Cellular component (GO): cytoplasm; nucleus
Molecular function (GO): cysteine-type endopeptidase inhibitor activity involved in apoptotic process; ubiquitin protein ligase activity
Source: RefSeq, a predicted model, not a curated record
AUUCCUUGCUAACCAGCACGUGAUAAUUCAAACAUGUUUCAAUUCGAUUUUUUAAGAAAGUUAAACCGAAUCAACAAUCCACACCCAGAACCAAAACUGGUCAAAAUUUCCAAAGCUUCAAGAACAGAUACUCAUAUCAAUAAAACAGGCCAGACUAAUUCAAGCCAACGCAAGAAGCGAAAAUCUAAUACUUCGCGUGCUAAAUCCCGAUGCAAAUCAAAAGGUUGUAGCAAGAAUGCAUCACCUAAAACAAAACGGGGAGGUAAUCAUCGUCUUCGUUGGUUUAGAAACCCAAAACGAUUUAGAAAAUGUAAGCAGGUUUCUGUUAAAACACGUGAGAUAUCGGGUAAAAAUGAAACCUUUACGCCCCAUAAACUUGUCUUUGAGCAAGAGGUGAUAGAAAAGAAAGUUAACAAAGUCACCUGCAACGCUGUAACGAUUUAUUCUAAGGUUAACGUAUAUUUUCAACAAUUGAAGGAAGACGUUAAAAAUAUUCCAGGUUUAAAUGAUAAAACUGUGGAGUCAAAAACGUUAAAAGAUGAUUCGCAAAUCAACAAAACAUCUUUAUAUGAAGAUCUUUAUAACUCGAAGUUCUUUAAAAUUAAGCCCACCUCGUUGUCCGUAUUUAUAUUAGAAAGUCCAGUUACCGAAAUAAAUGGAAUAUUAUGGCGAUAUUUUAAGAUAGAGAUGUACAGGCUAGUUACUUUCGCAAAGUAUCCAGUCAAAGCUAACCUGUCGGCACUUGUGUUAGCAGCUGAUGGUUUUGUUUACAUCGGUACAGGAGUAGAUAAUGACGACACAGUAGUCUGUUAUUUUUGUUGUAAAUCAAAAGACAAGUGGCAAAUAAACGAAAAAGUUGAAGACACCCACAAGGAAAUAUCGCCAAAUUGUUGUAUGGUCACGAAAAUAAAUUGCGACAACGUACCUUUGAUAUCACCUGUUCCGGUUGGGUCAAGUUUUACUGAAGCGAUAAAUAGCCUUGAUUAUCAUAACCAUCAUCAUCACACCAAUCAAGUAAACGAUAAUACCAUAGAUACAGAUUCGGCUCCGGGUGCAGCGAACGUACAAGAAGUCAAAAGUACUGAAUUAAACGCCAAAAGUUUACAUAACCCUAAUGACAUAGAAGCUGAUUGCGCACCACAUCAGUAUAGUGAGGUAUCGAAUCUUGAGUCUAGUUUUAGAGGCCUAACCCAGAAUAGCACGACUUCAGCGUCCAUUACAGUACAACCGGAUCCGUCAGUGUCAAGAUCUAGCGGUCAUUUAGUUCAAAAUGUAGAGCCGUCCCCUACAGUCUCAUUGAUCCCGAGUACAGUUGACAAUAACUCCCAAGUAAUUGCUGACCCUACCCCAGCACUAAAACACACACUGUGUAUUGUCCCAAACAACCCACCCCCCAGCCCGUCCCCCAGCUCUAACUCCACCACCAGCAACACAUCAGCUACGUCCGUGACCUCCAACACCAGCAGCCAACCCAAGGGCAAAGGUCGAGGUCCGACCUACGCUGAGCUUGGCAUCAUCACAGAGAGACCUAAGCGUCCAGAGUACGUCAAGAAAGAUGAAAGAGCAAAAACGUUCACAGCAUGGCCGAGAGAUCAUCACCUGUCGGUACCAGAACUGGUGGAGGCCGGCUUUUACUAUGCAGGUUACGGCGACUGUGCCCGAUGUUUCUACUGUGGUGGAGGUCUGAGGAACUGGGAAGACGAAGACGACGUGUUUGUAGAACAUGCCAGAUGGUUCCCUAAAUGUGCCUUCAUACGUCAGCUGAUGGGACACGCCUUUGUGGAUAUGGUGCAGGAACUGAAUAAAACACUUGAUAAGAUUCCUUACAAAUUAGUUAAAGAGAAAAUCGGCGCUCCUGAAAAAAAUUCCCAGCUUGACACGAAAGACGAACCAAUCAAAAGAGACCCUGCGGUUAGGGCAGUGAUGGAGAUUGGCUAUAAGGAGAGUGACGUAGUGGAGGCAGCUAAGUUUGUUAAAAAACGAGACUCCAUGCUGUCUGCCGACUCUCUCGUUGAGGAGUUAAAGAAAAGAAAUUGCCAACAAACGGGCCAAAAGUUAGUCAGACAGACAUCCUUCUCCAUAGACAACGAUAACGAAGAAGAGAUAAGGAAAAUGAAAGAGAAGAACAAUGAGCUACGUCAGCAAACGGUUUGUAAAAUUUGUAUGGACAAAGAUGUGGCUGUUGUCUUCUUGCCCUGUGGUCAUCUCGCCUCGUGCACGGACUGUGCUGCUAGUUUGGACAAAUGUCCGAUCUGUAGGAACCCCGUCAAAGGAAUUGUCCGCGCGUUUAUUGGCUAAGGUGAAAUAUGUU